Molecule: messenger RNA, 1236 nt
Organism: Cuscuta campestris
Lineage: Eukaryota; Viridiplantae; Streptophyta; Magnoliopsida; Solanales; Convolvulaceae
Source: the annotation of a GenBank genome assembly
GUAUAUUUAAUAUUUAUGUAUAUUGGUAGCUACCAUAAUUGUAUAGGGUGCAUUUAAUAUUGUUUCCUAUUAUCAUUAGGAAACCUUUGUAUAUAUACACAUGUAAUCUCCCAUAAUAAUUUAUGUGAAAAUAUUCAUUCUUCAUGGUAUCAGAGCACUAAUUCUCGGCUCUCGUUUUUCUCCUUCUCUCUCUCUUUCGAUCGGCAACCUCUCCCCCUCUACCCGCCGAUCUGCUUUCUCUCCCCCGGCAGCCAUGGCCGAUGAAAACUCCUCCUCCGGCAAGGUAAUCUCCACCGCCGACACCUCUUCGUCCAACAACUCUCCCCAUCUCGCCUUCACCACUAUAUCCAACAUCAAACUCCAUAUUCCCGUGCAACUAAGUCUUUCAGCACCAAAUUACAAAAAGUGGAGCCGUUUGUUUCGUCUCUUGAUUCUUCGCUUCAAUCUCAAGGGUUUCAUCGACGGCACCACGCUUGCCUCCUCUGCGGAUGAUGCCGAAUGGUAUCAAUUUGAUGCCCUAAUUCAAGGAUGGAUCUUGUCCACCAUCACGGAUGAAGUCUCUGAUCUCGUUCUUGCCAACAAUCUCUCUGCUCAUGCACUAUGGAAAGCUAUUUACAAUCUUUUUCACGACAACAAGCAUGCCCGGGCGAUGCAAUUGGAGCACCGCUUCCGUACAACUGUGAAGGGCCACCUCUCCAUCGACGAAUAUUGUCGCCUUCUCAAGAAUCUCUCCGAGUAUCUCGACGAUGUGGAUGCCCCCGUCACCGAGCAUGCCCUUGUACUCCAGGUUCUUCAAGGCCUCCCUCACGAUAUUCGGGGUCAAGUUCAGUUUUUGCAAUAUCAAAAUCCACUCCCGACGUUCUUGGAGGUUCGAUCCGCCUUGCUCCUCGUUGAACAGCAACAAACUGACGCCGUAUACGGCGCCGGAGCGCCGUCCACUGCCCUCCUCAGCACCGGCGGCGGCGGCGGACACACGAGCAGCGGACACCGGCAGGACCGAGGCGGCGGCUAUGGAGGGACACAACUUGCCAUUGCAUAUGCUCUUACUUUUUCAAACCCUACCUAUCACAUCAUACAUUUUUCCUAAUAAUUUAUAUAUUACAUCCUACUUUUACCCAUCACAUCAAGGGUAUUUUUGGAAAGUCAACACAAAAUUAUCACUUCCUUAAUUUUAACUUUAGUUAAAAUGGGUAACACUUUAUGGGACGGAGGGAGUAAUAAAUAAGCCCCUUGGUU